UUUAUUAGGCUUGACUUAUAAAUGAGUCGGCCCGCACCCACAACCUUCCCUCGAUUCUCAAUGCGACACGCAAGCUCUCUCUCUCAUCUUGCGUUCAAACCCCAGAUUCCAAUCAUCACCACCCUCCACUCUUCCCAGUAUACCAAGCCAAUCCCCAACGUUACACCGAGGUCAGCAUGGAUUCAGCCUCAUCUGCCGAGGAGAAAGAUCCCGAUGAUAUCAACGUCGACUACACAACGAUGUUCGUAAUGGAGAAGCCCCAAAUUUAUCGGUCUAUGCUAGCGCCAAAGUGGCUCAAUAUGCGGUGGACUGUCAGUGUGAACAAUCUCAGCUUCAACGCAACUUCUUUCAUUUUAUAUCCAUCGCCGCCAAAGUUUACCUCGGGCGACCCGCAGAACGUCUUUACCUGCGUAUACCAACAGAGCCAGUCAAUAAAUGCGAGAACGGGUUCCAAUGAGUUUGGGAUUGCCAUGCAAGGUGUCGGCUCGCACCCGAUUUUUGUGGUCACAGGCUCCCCCCAUCACCAGUUGGAGCCAGGCCUGCAGGUCUAUGCAACUGAUACGUGCGAGACCUAUCUGGCUGAGAACCCCCAGACAAGUUGCAACAUGGUCUUGCCUAAAGAUGCAGCGGCAUCCUUCACACCCGGAUCAGGCCGAGUAGACAAAAAUAGUACGUCAGAAAAGGCCUCCAUUCGCAUCUCAUGCGACAGCUUUGCCGGCAACGAUAAAGCACGACCAUUCGUUGGACUGGGUGCGCCAGCACCAUUUGGAGUGGGAAUUGUGCCAACCGUCGUGUGGAAAGCAGUCCCCAACCAGAGUUUCCACUUAGCACCAAUGUCUAAUAAGUGGAGGAUUGCAAAGUCGACUGCCAAAACAAAAAUCAUCUUGGAUCUUAGCUCACAAAUGCCGUCUGAUUGGAUAGAGGUCGAGUUCACCGAGGACAACCGGGAGAUACAGAUCGAUCACAACACCGAUGGUACUUUCUCGUUCUCCAGCGACGAGUAGAACGGUACCUUAAGGGUUGGCCGAGAAGACAUCCCUCGUUUGUAAUUAUUGACUACUUAGCCUGCUUGAAGGAGCCGUAGAGAAAUUGUGAAGUAGACAAAGCAACACAUUUCCGAAUCUCUACGAUGAUGCCCCCCGUCGAAGAGGCGUGUCGUUGAAACUGGCCAACACGUGACUGGCACGUCGAGGUGUGGAUGGAGCUUACAACUGCGUACCUGGACCGGGGGUUAGGUACUGGGGCUUCAUGGUGUGAUUGAACUUUUGACCAGG
Molecule: messenger RNA, 1274 nt
Organism: Colletotrichum acutatum
Lineage: Eukaryota; Fungi; Ascomycota; Sordariomycetes; Glomerellales; Glomerellaceae
Exons: 2
Coding region: 177-1004 (275 amino acids)
Source: RefSeq, a predicted model, not a curated record